Hydatigera taeniaeformis is the source of this 1794-nucleotide messenger RNA. Lineage: Eukaryota; Metazoa; Platyhelminthes; Cestoda; Cyclophyllidea; Taeniidae. The record is from the annotation of a GenBank genome assembly.
AUGAUUGAGUACUGUACGAAGCGGAUUCUUACAAUCGCCCUCGUCAUCCUUGUCGUGGUCUCGUCCAUUAUAUUCUUCAUAGAAGAGUCAGUCACAUUCGCCCUACGCCCGCCGCGAACUUUUGACCAUGUUAAUCCUUGCAUGGAGAACCAAUCAUUCCAUUACCUAACAUCCUGUCAACCCUGCGAUCGAGUUGACAUGAAGUCAGAUCCAGCCUGCAAGAAAACUGGUCAUCGAGUAAAAGUUGUCUGCAAUGCAAUCAAACUGAACGGUGAUGACAAAAGUGAGAAUAAGAUGGUCGACUCAAGCCCUUCCAAAUGGGUGACCUGUGAUCCGAGAACUUUUAGUGAUCUACACGCAGAGCGGCGCAGUUUUGUUAUCUUUGAAGCCUUUGUUGGCUGCUGUGGUCUCGCCUCCUAUUUCUUUGUGAGGCGACAACAUCGCCGGCUUGAUCAAAGAUUGGUAGACAGGAUUUAUGAAGAAUUGAACUACACUACAUCUCAAAUAGAACAGCCUCGUGCCAACUAUCUUGAAAGAAUUCACGUAGCGUUACAAGAUGGAGUUGCUGCAUUUCAGACCUGUGCAUGCAGUUUGGAAAACGCCGUUGUCCGCGUUACUCUAGGAAAGGCGGCCGUUCUCGCUUCGAUCACCAUACAUGGCUUGUUAAUGCUAAGAUUCGCUUGGAGAGAUGCCUACGGCUCUACUUGCAACGUUUUCUAUCGUUACCUCAUGAACCAGACGGGCGUCUCCGGUGUUUGCCUGUCCUGGUGCCUCCAACUCCUAGGCGCAUUCUUAGCGCUCUAUUGUUCCUACUUCUGGUGGGGACUGCGUCUUUCUACCCACCACGCCUACCUUCACGGUCAACGUCUCCUCCUUCGACAUGCAUAUGAGGGCUAUAACAACGAUGAAUUCAAUGACAGCAUCGGGGAUCUUCACGUUCCCCUCUUGAUGGGAGUUUGCGUGGAAGGCGGUGUCGCCUUUAUUGACGUGGUGUUGGCGGGAGGACUACCCGCUCUUCUGAAUCUCUGGAAACGUCGGUAUAUAGAUGGGAGGCAGGAGGAUUGGUGGAUGCUAGAAUUUGUUGUGUUUUCGGUGAGACAGGCAGUGGUCAUCUACUUGGUGCAUUUGGGUCUGCCUCUAACCGGGGCGUAUGCGAAUGGCGUCAACGCGGUGAUUCAAACCUGGGGUCUCGGGCGCGCUUCCAACCCCUUUCAUCAUCUCCUUGUCUACUGGUUUAGUCCUCUCCUUGGAGUGUGGGGAGGAAUCCUUACUUUAAAGGGGCUUCAAAGUUCCUCCCUCAUGUGGACUAGGCAUCCACCCUCAUCCGUAGGGCUUUUCGACUUUCGUGAAGCCAGUCUUGCUGCCACCAUAAACGCUUCUACCUCCUCAUCCUCCUCCGAUGCGACAACGCCUCUCAUGCACCUGACUAGUCCUUACAAUAUUGCUGGUGAGGGUCUCCAGUUGGCCGCAGUUUGUGCCAUACCGAAGACUUUCCGAUCCAAGUCACUGACACGCCACCGCUCAGAUCGAGUGGCAUGGCGACGUUCCUCGGAAUGCCGGCUCCUUCCGCAAUCUAUCCGUGUUAGUAAUAUUGAUAUCGUCUCCUCAGCUUCGUCAACAGGUUCUCUGAACACCGCUGGACUGGGUGACAGUCGACAGUCUUGUCGUCGCUGUCCCAUUAGGAAUCAAUUAGAGGGCGAGGAGGAGGUGGGCAUAAUGGAGUUCGUCGGGAGGCUGCGCCGUCGAAGAAGUAGAAGCCUUCACACGUCACCUAAUGUUAAUGGUUCUCCAUGA